UCAGGUAAUACAUCAUGUCUCAGAGAAACCCGGACAAUAUCCGACGCAGCAAACGUCAACAAGGGGAUGAUCCUACUCCCAUCUUAGUGAAGGUAACUAAAAAACGCAAGCCGAAAGGUCAGAAACGUGGUGGUGAUGGGGAUGGAGAUGGAGAUGUAGAAUCUUCACAAGUUGUUGGAAGAACUGAUAAAUUACAAGACACUGGAGUAGAAGAACAAGAAGUAGAAGCAGAACAUAGAGAACAAGAAGAAGAAGUAGAAGAAGAACAAGAACAAGAGGAGGUUGAAGAAAAUGUCUCUCCACAUAUUCAAGAAGAACCUGUGGCUGGUUCCACUGAUGAAGUUCAACCAGAGAAGUCAGAUGGCAAGAAAAAGAAAACUAGGGGACCAAGUAGGAUGCGUAGAGUUGCUACACAACCUGAUGAAUUAUUGGAUAUUGAAUUCGCAUCUGUGGGUGAGCAUGUGGGAAGUGGAUCAGUGACACUGUCCUCUUUUCUUGGUAUUUUGGUGAGAGAACAUGUACCGGUUCUGCUUGAUGACUGGAGGUAUCUAAAAGCUGAGACAAAAGAUGCAAUGUGGGAAGAAAUUCAGGCUAGGUUUAAUUUGAAUGAAGAGUGGCACAAAGACUGUGUUUUCAAGCAGAUGAAUUCUAGUUGGAGAAGUCACAAAUCAAAGUUGUCUACACUAGUAAGAGCUACAACCAGCAAGACUGAGAUUCUGCAGUUAAGACCAAGUAACAUACCGUCUGUGACAGCUUGGAAAAAUUGGGUGAAGAGUAGAAAAAGCUCAGCUUUUAAGGUUAUUAUUUGAAUUUAUUUUAAAUCUGUUAUUGGAAAUAUUAUUAUUCUAA
Arabidopsis lyrata subsp. lyrata is the source of this 849-nucleotide messenger RNA. RefSeq lists its product as uncharacterized. Lineage: Eukaryota; Viridiplantae; Streptophyta; Magnoliopsida; Brassicales; Brassicaceae. The record is from RefSeq and is a predicted model, not a curated record. The transcript is spliced from 2 exons. The coding region runs from base 15 to 809 and encodes 264 amino acids.